This is a messenger RNA of Xyrauchen texanus (razorback sucker), 7517 nucleotides long. RefSeq names its product pregnancy-associated plasma protein A, pappalysin 1a (gene pappaa). Bases 518 to 5389 code for a protein of 1623 amino acids. Gene Ontology annotation, molecular function: metallopeptidase activity. The record is from RefSeq and is a predicted model, not a curated record. The transcript is spliced from 23 exons. NCBI's taxonomy places the organism in Eukaryota, Metazoa, Chordata, Actinopteri, Cypriniformes, Catostomidae.
GCACAGAACAUCCAUGAGAAUUCGCGAUGCUUUGGACACCCCCAAACCUCCUGCAAAACAUCUCAUCCGCCUCAACUUCUAAUGACAUGACAACUUUAACAGCUUUAUCCUCGGAUAUGACAGCUCGUCGUUUGUGGACGCAUUCAUAAAUUGUUUCCAAACAGUGUUUUGCGAGUAAAAAAAGACAGAAGUGAGUGCUGCAUGUUGAUGAAGACUAUUAUUGAGUGGUUACUGAUUGAUUUGCGCGUUUCAUCAAUGAAUCAAAUCUCAAUUUCAGCACAAGACUCAGUUUUACUUCCAGAAGGGGCAAAAACCCCCGGCUCUUAUAGAAAGAAAUAACAGCAAAAGCUUCAUGGUUUUGUUUAUCUGGGACGUUCGUUUUUGAGAAACGAUUGUGAAAGAAAAAGAAAAGACUAAACAACAAGUGGAGGGACUUGUGGAGAGGCAGAGCGCGUCCGUGCGCAUUUCACUGGGACAUAACAUAGCCAUCAUCAUCUUAUCUCUUGAGUUGAAUAAAAUGAAAGUUUGGACUUUUCUUCCGUGUUUGGCCGUCCUACUCAUCAUGUGCGUGGGAUCAGACUGCGGGACGGUCCUGAGGAAGACCCGAUCCAAGCGCGAGCUGGUGAAGAUCAGAGAAGCCAAAGCCGUCUUCCCGGGGGCUUGUGCCACCCGACUGCCCAGGGGCAAGCGCUCCCUGCCCACGCUAGACCGCCGGCUCCCCCGGCAGCGCCGCCGCUCCUCUCCAGCGGAGGAUGCGAACUCCUCCCGGGGUAAAGCCGUUUAUUUCACGGGCAGAAGGGAUCAGCUAAGACUCAAGCCUGGUGUGGAGAUACCGAAAGGCAAUUUCACUCUCCAGAUGUGGGUCAAACCAGAGGGUGGCCAGCGCUCUCCCACUGUCAUAGCUGGUCUAUUCGACAAAUGCUUCUACGCUUCCAGCGAUCGAGGAUGGCUGUUGGGAAUUAAAGCCGUGAGUGAACAGGGAAACCGUGACCCACGUUUCUUCUUCUCCUUAAAGACAGAUCGAGCGCACAAAGUUACCUCCAUUCAAUCGAAUGCUCACUACUUACCUGGCCACUGGGCCCAUGUGGCUGUGACUUACAAUGGCCUCUAUAUGAAACUUUAUGUCAAUGGUGCUCAGACGGCUGUUAGCAGAGAACAGUCAGGUGAUGUCUUCAGCCCCCUUACUAAAAAGUGUAAGGUGCUGAUGGUGGGAGGAAAUGCCUUGAAUCAUAACUACAGAGGCUCCGUGGAGCGUGUUGGUCUGUGGCGACAGGCUCUCUCUCAGCGACAGAUCAUGAGGGACAUGCAUGGACACAAGGACCAUGAAGACAUGGUUGAUCUGGUGAUCCGUGAGACCUUUGAGCAUCCGGCACGUAAAUGGCUAGCAGUGAAGGAUGGCAGUUUCCCAAUACCGGAUGAGGGUCCUAGAGCCGGACUAGAUUCUUUGGACACCACCUUGGAGCCCCCAGCGUGUGGACAGACAGUUUGCGACAAUACGGAAGUAGUGCGCAACUACAAUCACUUCUGGAGCUUCCGGCGACCCAAAACUGUGCGUUACCGCGUUGUGAAUGUAUUUGAUGACUUUAAGCGCAAACCAACAGUGACAGAUCAGCAGAUUCACCUUCAACAUCAGCAUCUGAAUGAAGCCUUUAGCAUAUACAACAUCACCUGGGAGUUGACCAUGCACAACGUGAGCAAUUCCUCUCUGUAUAACCGUCUUGUGCUCGCCAACUGUGACAUCAGCAAGGUGGGCGAUGAGGAUUGUGACCCUGAGUGUAACCACACCCUGACUGGCUUUGAUGCUGGUUACUGCAAGCCUAGGACCCGAUGUCCUGAGCAUAAACAAGGCAAUAAUAUCUGUGAACCAGAGUGCAACUGCGAGAACUACGGUUAUGAUAGUGGCGACUGUUGCAACCCCAGCAUCACCGAUGUGACCAAGACAUGCUUCAAUCCAGCUUCUCAUUUAAGGGCCUAUCUGGACAUAAAGGAGCUAAAAGAGAUUCUCAAGCUGGAUGGCUCCACACACCUGAAUAUCUUCUUUGCCAAUUCCUCUGACGAAGACCUGGCUGGAGUCGCUACCUGGCCGUGGGACAAGGAUGCGCUGACACAUCUAGGUGGAAUUGUUCUGAAUCCUUCUUUCUAUGGUACAUUUGGUCACACUCAUACCAUGAUCCAUGAGAUCGGUCACAGUUUGGGACUAUACCAUGUGUUCAGGGGGAUCUCUGAGAUUGAGUCCUGUAAUGAUGCAUGUUUAGAGACUGAGCCCUCACUAGAAACUGGAGAUCUGUGUGCCGACACCAACCCAACUCCCAAGUACAAGCACUGCAGGGACCCUGAGCCAGGCAACGAAACAUGUGGCAAUCGCAACUUUGUCCAUACGCCUUUUAAUAAUUACAUGAGUUAUGCAGAUGACGACUGCACUGAUUCCUUCACACUCAACCAGGUGGCUCGCAUGCACUGCUAUCUGGACCUCAUCUACCAGACAUGGCAACCCAACUACAGGCCACCUCCUGUCCCUAUGGCGCCCCAAGUGGUAGAACAGGAACAAGACUCCAUUACUCUUGAUUGGUUUCCACCCAUCUCUGGCCACUUUUAUGACAGAGAAGUGGGAUCAGUAUGUGAUAAAUGCACUGAGGGUCGCGUCCUCCUGCAGUACGCCUCCAAUUCGUGGUCUCCGCGACCCUGCUCCCCAUCUGGCCACUGGAGCCCCAGAGAAGCAGAGGGACCACCAGAUGUGGAGCAAGCCUGUGAGCCCAGUGUUCGCACGUGGAGUCCUCAUAAUGGCAUGGAUCUGGGCAUGGUCCCCCCUCCCUGCCCUCUGCAAGGCUGCAUGUUGCAGCUGGAGUUUGCUCAUCCGGUGGUCCCAGACUCCCUCACGAUGUGGGUGACAUUUUCCUCACCAGAGGAAACAGUUCUGCCAGCCAUACACAAUAUCAUCUUACUGACUGUAGCUGGCAACAACCUAUCACUGGGUCCCAGCAAUUUGUUCUGUGAUACACCACUAACCAUCAAACUGGGUGUGCAGGAGGAGGUAUACGGGGUACAGGUUUUCACCAUGGAACAACAUUUGGAAAUCGAUGCCACUCUGCUCACGUCUAAAUCUGACUGUCCACUCUGUCAUGAAUGCGAGCCACUGCGCUAUCGGCUCCUGCGGCAGCCGGCGUUUGCGCACGCAGCACAGGGCAUUGUGCUGAGUGACUCGAUGCGAAGAUAUGUGGACAGGGAUGUUGAGUAUGGUGGAGUCUACACUUACCAGGUCCAAACUAUCUCUAGCUGGAGUGAGAGUGAGCCAUCCCCUCCAUUCACACACCAUCUGGGAGCUCCAUACUGUGGAGAUGGACUCAUCCAGAGGUCCCAGGGAGAAGAAUGUGAUGAUAUGAACUCUAUGAAUGGCGAUGGCUGCUCCAGUCACUGCAAGAAGGAGCCGUUCUUUAACUGUAUUGAUGAGCCCAGCAUGUGCUAUUAUUAUGACGGUGAUGGAGUGUGUGAAGACUUUGAGCGGGAGACGAGUGUAAAGGAUUGUGGUCUGUACACACCAAAUGGUUUCCUGGACCAGUGGGCCACUAUGGUGGAAGUUUCCCACGAAGAGAAGCUCUACUGCCCAGCCGACGUGGCUGCCGGAUACCCUGCUGUUACUAAGACAUGCCAGUCCAAGGUGUUUGACUUGUCUGACGGAGUGUCUCAGUAUGCCUGGUUUCCAUGUCGAGAGGCUCAGGGCAUUUCCUGGUAUCCCCAAUACUGGCUGAAGGCAUAUUUCUCGCAUCCUAUGGUUGCUGCAGCUGUCAUCAUCCAUUUAGCUGCAGAUGGAACCAGCUACAUCGACCAAAGCCAGUGCAACAUUACAGUCCAACUGAUCGACACCAAAGAGGGCAUCCACAGCUUAGGUGACUGGCGUUUAAGCUGCCGCACCAAUCCUCUAGUCAUCCCUGUCAGUCAUGACCUGAGCAUGGCCUUCUACCACACCAAAGCCAUCCUCCUCAUGUUCCGCUCUGAUUUGGUGGCUAUAUCUGGCAUAGGCCUACGGUCCUUCCAGUUCUUUGACCCAAUCACCAUCAGCGGCUGCCAGAGGAAUGAGAUCUACAACCCCACGGGCCAGAGUUGUGUUCAUUACUCGUGUGAAGCCAUCGAUUGCCAGGAGCCGUUGAUCUGGAACGCGGAGGUGAAAUGCAGCGAUAGUGGUUACUUCAAUGGGGCGCACUGCACUGUCACAUGCAACAGCGGCUAUGUCCUGCAAAUCCACCGGGAUGAUGAAAUCAUCAAGAGCCAGACGGACUCAACGGUGACCAUCACAUGUGCUGAUAGGAAAUGGAACAAGCAAGUAUCGUGUGAGCCAGUCGAUUGUGGGCUGCCAGAUAAGUACCAUGUGCAUCCUGCCCAAUUUGACUUCCCAGAAGGCACCACCUACGGCAAGAAGAGCACAUUCCAGUGCAAGGAGCCUGCUCAGCUUGUGGGCACUAAUAACACCCUGACCUGUAUGGAAGAUGGUCUGUGGUCAUUCCCGGAGGCUUUGUGUGAGUUGCGGUGUCCGGCACCACCUCCAGUGCCCAACGCUGUGUUGCAGACCAAACGCUGUAAUGAGACAGGCCUUAAAGUGGGCAGCCUCUGCAAAUACAAAUGCAAACCUGGAUACCAUGUGGCUAACAAGCCAAAGAGGCGAGCGUUUAAGCGCCAGUGCACAGAAGACGGCCGCUGGUUGGAGGGAUCGUGUGAGCCGGUGACUUGUCCCCCUCCCCCAUCUGUCUUUCACGGCAUGUACCAGUGCACAGACGAGUUUAAGUUUGACAGCACCUGCUGGAUCCACUGCAAUGGGGCCAACCACACACUCAGACAACCCCCUCCAUGCAGACAGGGGGUCAGCACCAAUGCCAUUCGCUGCAGAAAGGACGGAAACUGGACUGGAAGUUUUCACUUAUGCCCAGAGCUGAAGGGUCAAUGCUCUCUACCUCAGAACUUGCAUCCCAGCAUCCGCAUCAGCUGCAAGAAAGGACAUAGCAUAGGAGAGGAGUGUGAGUUGUCGUGCAGGGACAGUAACAAUGAUGUGGUCAUUCUGCCGAGUAACAUGACGGCCAGCAGCAUUUACAGACACCACUGGAUGAACCCUCCCAAAGUCAAGCACAUAGUCUGUACCAUGGGUCUGAAGUGGUACCCCCAUCCAGAAGUCCUCCACUGCAUCAAGGGAUGUGAGCCUUUCAUGGGUGACAAUUACUGUGACGCCAUCAACAACCGAGCCUACUGCAACUAUGAUGGAGGCGACUGCUGCCAUUCCACUGUCAAGACUAAGAAGGUGAUCCCAUUCCCCAUGUCUUGUGAUAUCCGGAGAGAGUGUGCCUGCCGGGACCCCAACGCCCUGGACAACCUAAAGGGCCAGCACCUGCACUCGCUGGGCUGAAACAGUCUACCGAGCUGGUGCAUGGACUGGGAUAUUCUUCCUAGAUUUGCUGCUGCUUCACAGGUGUACCUCUACUCUCAUAGCUGUUCACCCUUUUCAAGUCCAGUCUACCUGCUGUGUCCUAUGCUUGGAAAUGGAUCCCAGUCCCAUGAACCCAGAAAGGACCAAAGCGGGUUUAAGUGUUUUUGCCAUCUGUAGAAGAAUCAAUGUCUCUCAUUGACCUCCAAAACAUAAAAGUAAAGCACGCACACAAACAUCUUGAGUGAACCUGGACAAAAUAAUGAGAAUGCUCUGGAAAUGCAUGGCAUGUGUGUGUGAAUAAGAGAGCUUUUCUCUUUUUUUUUUUCUUUUUUUUUCAUUAAGACCAAAGGCAGACAAAUUCAAACAAAUAUAAUCUCAAAAGAAGAGAAACAGAAUUUCCGAACAUCACAUGAAUGCACAGAGAACAGUUUAAGGGGAUUGUUUUGUUUUAGUUUGUUUUUUUGGAUGUGACCUUAGUCAUCCCAGGAACAGUGAGUGUUGUAUCUGCCCUCUCUCUGUUCCUGUUGGCAGCGCGCCUGUCCCUUUGGUGAAGUAGACGCUGUCCAGAAACACAGAUAAAGGACUGUACAGUUGGGUUUAUACUAAUCAUAUGAUCACAGGUUGUUUUAAAGGACAGUUUUAGACUAAUAACCGCUUCUCUGGAUGUACCUGGAACAAAACCACCAGAAAUGUAUUGAAUAGAAAUAGUCAAAGGGGAACAGCCAAAGCUCCCAUCGCAGGCUAUUGACUUCCUGUGAAAUAAGUGUGAUGUGUGGUUAAUUUUAGUAACUACUUGCUUGAGAGAGAGCACACAGACAGUUCAGUGCAAAAAUGAGGCGAGAAUGAAAUUAGUUUUGUUAACAUGGCUGCUGUUGUUGCUGCUAUGAUUGCUGCUAAUUAGUCAUACAACCGACAACAGGAAACUGCAGGCCAUGAUGUAGUGUGUCAAAUAGUCAGACUGCCUUAACACUUACCUCUGAUCAAUGUCAAUAAACUAUAAGACCUCCCAUUACAGCACUGGGCCAGUGCAGAAGUGUAACAUGUCUGGUCAGAAGGUGAUAAAAAUACCUAGUGUUCAAGAAUACAUCAUAAUGCUUAAGAUUGUAUGUUAAAUAGACACAAACUCUUGAAUGUAGAAACCAUCAUCAAAGACAUUAGAUUUUAUUUAAAUAGUUAGUUCAGCCACAAAUAAAAAAUGUUAUCAUUUAUUCAACCACCGCAUGCUGUUAUUUAGUUACCAUUAUUAAAAAUAGAAUUAUUAUUUGUGAAAAAUAAAAAUUGUAUAGAACCUUCAGACAGCUUUUAUCCACAUCAUGACUGUUCAUAGUGACCAGGACUGCCAAGCUUAAAAAGGGCAAAAUAAAUAAAUAAAAACACAACUAUCAUAAAAGUAGUCCACAUGACUAUUUAAUGUCAUGGGGAAUAUUUUCAGCAAAUAACAACCUAGUCCCUCACACAAAGCCAUUGUAUGGCUACAUUGACUACUUUCAAUGUGCUUUUUUAAUUUUUUUAUUUUGGAGCUUGACAGACAUGAUCACAAUGAACUGGCAUAUUGGAAAAUAGGAGCAUGAAGAAUCAUACAAAUUUCUACUUAUGUUGUUCCAGAACAUACACUAUUAUUUGUGGAACACAUAAGUAAAUAAUUUUGGGUGAACUGUUCCUUUUUAAUCUGAUUUCAGCUCUAAUUUCUUAAAAUCGAUACAAAUUAAGAGUUUUUUAUUUUUAUUAUUCACCUUGAUACUGUAAAUACAAGGGGAUCGGUUGGGUUCUUAUAGAUUACAAUAGGUUAAUUUGAGAUAGUGUGCUUCAAAACAUUUUAACUAACAUCAAAUAUAGAAUAAUAAUCUCAGACAAUUUGACGCCAGUCUAAAACACUUUUCCAAAAGAGUAUAUUAACAUAUACAGUAUGUGCCAAUGCAUUAACCACUAUUAAGUGUUGCUGGCCCCUUUGAAACUGAAGUUAAAAUGUUACAGGCACACUUUCUUGUGCCUCGGAUGAGCUGCCAAAAAACCUUUCUGUAAACAACUCGCUUUUGAAAAUAGCAUAUAGCUUAUCCAUAGACAUAGCUUAACCAUACAAAAUUAACCAUAAAUCAAUGACAUAAUA